GCCACUCAUAAUAGGAGAAAAAGCAAAAGUAAAAUUGGAAACAAUUCAAAACACAACCAAAAAUUGGGAAGAAGUAGAAGCGUAUAGGCAUAGGAUGGAUUACAAACAACAAAGUAACAAAAAAGAAAGUUGA
Acaulospora morrowiae is the source of this 133-nucleotide messenger RNA. The record is from the annotation of a GenBank genome assembly. Lineage: Eukaryota; Fungi; Glomeromycota; Glomeromycetes; Diversisporales; Acaulosporaceae.